AAUCCCUGCAGCGUAGGCCAAGAUCGAUUAAUUGCUCUAAGAGCUGGAUCAUGAAUUGAUUUCUCAGUUCUAAUGUAUAUGAAGUUAUAAAGCAUGAUUUGCGCCCACUGAGCGACUCGCCGUCUCCGAUUCUCGCGCAAUCUGAAGGGAACGCAAACACGACAGCCAUAGGCUACGAAAAAUGACGAGCAGCUCUGCGUCCUACAAUCUUGACGACAGGAGAACAAGCGUCUCCAUGAGCUUGCGACACAGCCAGUCCGGCAGACCCUCCACCCCCCAACAUCACCUGCGCUCUAAUAAUUCAUCCUUCGCAAGCACCUCGUCGGCGAGUUCCUCUCUGCGUGGAGAAGAGGAUGCGAUAAUUUUUGAAUUUGGCUCACGAUGGCUUCGGGCAGGAUUUGAGGGCGAUAGCACGCCUACGUGUGUGGUUGGGUGCGGACCGGAAGACUCAAGGAGGGCCGGAGACUACAGAGGAUGGCUGAAAGGUAGCCUUAACGCGGCUACACCACGGCCGCAGUCAGUUGACGCAGAAGAAUGGACUAGUGCUUAUGAACUUUGGAGGAUGGAUGUGCGAGAUGUGGACUUGGGCCUUGUUGAGGACAAGAUCGAGCGGAUGUUCCGAGAGACAUACAAUAAAUACCUGUUGACGGAUGCUGGAACAUCCCGAUUGGUGCUUGUCCUUCCGUCUAUUAUGCCACAUCCAUUAUUGUCUUCUGUCUUGUCGACACUCUUUAGUCGGUGGCGCUUCCCCAGUAUCACACUCCUCCCGAGCCCUACCAUGGCGGUGGCUGCAGCCGGAUUGCGUUCGGCGUUGGUGGUAGAUAUUGGAUGGGCGGAAACAACAGUAACUGGAAUCUGUGAAUACCGAGAGAUUGCUACCAAACGGAGCACAAGGGCCAUGAAAAUGUUGCUUCAGGAGACGGGCAGGUUCCUCACUCGUCUGUGCUCAAACGGUAGCGGAGAAGCAGAUGAGAUCUCCGUGAAUUUUGAAUUCUGUGAAGAAGUUGUCAGCCGGUUUUUGUGGUGUAAGCCUCGAACAGGCGAUUGUGACGUAUCUGAUGUAUCGCAAUCAUCCGAAUCCCAAAAGGGAGACAGUGAGGCGACAGGCCAAGACGUCGCCGGUCUUUUGCACAAGACUGUAUCGAUCCCAUCUCCAUCAAACCCCAGCUCGAGCUAUGUAGAGGUUCCUUUCUCUAAGUUAGCAGAGCCUGUGGAGAAGGUCCUUUUUGCUGAAGGUGUAGCAGACUGUGACUUGGAUGACGAAGAAAAACCGAUUGCUUUGUUGUUGUACAACUGCCUUCUACAACUACCACCUGAUGUACGGGGUAUUUGCAUGUCACGGGUAGUAUUUGUCGGUGGAGGAGCUAACAUCCCGGGUGUUCGACAGCGGGCUUUGACAGAAGUAGCGUCCCUUGUUAAGCAACAUGGCUGGAGUUCUGUCCGCGGUAGAGUUAUUGAACAACAAAGACAAAGUCUACAUAACUUGCGUCUCGAUGAGCGGCUGACCUCGGCCAACAACAAUAAGGAGAACAUGCCGCCGUCUUUUGAAACUCCCACUGGACAGGACGAUCAAGAAAAACAGGAUGGUGAAGAAGAGAUCGAUCCGGUCGAGGAGAAGCUCCGCCGGACUAGAGAAAAGGAUACGAAGCGACCAGUCCAAGGGGUUCUGCGCGAAGUUGAAUCUCUUGGACCUUGGGCUGGAGCUAGCCUCGUGGCGAGCCUUAAGACACGGUCUCUGGUAGAGAUCGAACGAGAGAAAUAUCUUCAACAUGGCCUUGCUGGAGCUAGUCGAGACCUGGAUACUCAUAGCUAUGUCUCUGAUCGACGGUCAGGGUUACGAUCUGGCGGAGACCGAUCGAGCUGGACUUUAGCCGGAUGGGGAUGAAUAGGAACGAGGAGACUUACGUGGUUGCGACACAGUCUGGUAGCGCUGAGCAUAUUGCUCAUUUGCUGGUUUAUUUUCAUGAAUGCUCAAAAACGACUGGACUUAGACACGAUACCCUGAAAUUUAGUAGUACACUUACAUGAAUAUGAUUAAUAUGGUUUGGAACGCUGACA
This is a messenger RNA of Aspergillus alliaceus, 2058 nucleotides long. Its product is annotated as putative actin-related protein RO7. Gene Ontology annotation, biological process: microtubule-based movement. NCBI's taxonomy places the organism in Eukaryota, Fungi, Ascomycota, Eurotiomycetes, Eurotiales, Aspergillaceae. The transcript has a single exon. The record is from RefSeq and is a predicted model, not a curated record. The coding region runs from base 182 to 1885 and encodes 567 amino acids.